Molecule: messenger RNA, 1968 nt
Organism: Orussus abietinus
Lineage: Eukaryota; Metazoa; Arthropoda; Insecta; Hymenoptera; Orussidae
Product: serine/threonine-protein kinase VRK1
Exons: 7
Coding region: 216-1796 (526 amino acids)
Biological process (GO): signal transduction; peptidyl-serine phosphorylation
Cellular component (GO): cytoplasm; nucleus
Molecular function (GO): ATP binding; protein serine/threonine kinase activity
Source: RefSeq, a predicted model, not a curated record
CGUGACUUUCUACGUCUGUGUGCGUCAACUCUGUAUCCAGCCAUACGAAAGUUUACAAUCUUUUUUUCAUUACGUACAGCCUUGGCAGUAAUUCUGCGGCAAUUUACGAAGCAGUUUCCAACAAUUUACUGUUCGUCUCGCACGUUCCUCGCUAAAUUACUCAUCAAUUCAUUCAGUUUACAUGAACACACGGAACCGGCUGUCUUAACCUGAAAAUGGCUGGAAAACCUGUUAAAAGGGCACCUAAGAAAAAGGGAGCCAACGGUUAUAAACUGCCCGAACCUAUUCCACGUGGAGAAAUAUUGACAGACAUGUCGAAGAAGCAAUGGGUCAUCGGUACCUCCAUUGGAACCGGUGGAUUCGGAGAAAUUUACUCCGCUGCUCCAUACAACAGUAAACAGACAAGUGAAUAUCCAGCCGUUGUCAAAAUAGAACCACACGAAAAUGGACCGCUCUUUGUUGAAAUGCAUUUCUAUAUGCGUAAUGCGAAACCAGCAGACAUUGAUGCUUGGAAGAAGAAGAGGAAACUUACCACGCUUGGAAUGCCACGUUACGUUGGGUCUGGAAGUCAUGAAUAUAAUAACACUAAAUAUCGAUUCGUGGUAAUGGAUCGCUACGGUACAGAUUUGUGGAAAUUGUUCCUUGAAAAUGGACGUAGAUUUCCAGAACAUACAGUUUAUAGAAUAGCACGACAAAUAAUAGACAUUCUACAGUACAUUCAUGAGAGGAGUUAUGUUCAUGCCGACAUCAAAGGAGGAAAUUUACUGCUCGACACUAAAUCCCAGAACCAGGUUUACUUAGUAGACUUUGGUCUAGCAUCUCAUUACACAACCAAAACAGAAUAUAAAUUGGAUCCGAAGAAAGCUCAUAAUGGAACGAUCGAAUACACCAGCAGGGAUGCUCACAUGGGCGUUGCAACAAUGCGGGGAGAUAUGGAGAUCCUGGGAUUUAAUAUGAUCCAAUGGCUCUGUGGGGCCCUUCCCUGGGAAAAGGAUUUGAGCGACCCAAUUAUAGUGCAACAGCACAAAGAAAAAGCAUUCAAGAACAUCCAAGCCUUCCUGAAGGAAUGUUUCAAAGAGUCACCACCAGAGCCCGUUACUCAAUACAUGUCAAUAUUAGCCUCCAUGAAAUUCGACGACGUGCCCGAUUACGAUAAGUUCAGGAAAGUACUUUCAAAUGGCCUGCAGAAGCUGAACAAAAAGGCAGAGGGCAAAUUAGAAUUCGAGGCGGUUAAGUCUGGGAAAGAACAAAGGAAAGUCGUGAAACCCGUUGCUGGAAAGAACCGAAAAAGCCCCAGAGGUGCUAAGAGAGAUCCAAGUCCAGUUUCCUCGCCUCGUCAGGUUGAUAACAGUCAACAAUCUAUUGUUACUACUCGACGAGGCAAUGCUGAAGACAUGCGACAGAUUUUGGACGACUAUGAGUCUCUAGACGCCAGUACGGAGUAUGAGCUCAGAGUUAUCCGGAAACCAAACAGGAAACGACACUCGGACACGAAAGAUUCGGACAGUGAUAACGCUGUAGGGAACGUCAGGCCACAGAGGACAAGAAAGAAACCGAAAGAAUUAGUGCAACGCGUAGCUGAAAGUAAAAAAGUCAGGAAUUCAAGUGACGAAGCCGAUGAGAAAGAGAUAAAUAUCGACUCAUCGUGCGAGGAACUGAAUGAUUCCGUGGCAGAUAUUUUCUCCGAUAGCAGUGAUAUUUACACGCCAUCCAAAUCAAGAAAACAGAGAGCAGUUGUUCCCAAGAAAGAUGUAAAGACGUCGAACAGAAGACUCAGAACCGUUGCGAAGAAAUAGUUAUUGCUGAGCUCCCAAAAACGAGCUUAUUCGAGAAAGAGAAGUUAAAUGCAGCUUUUUAAGGGAAAUGCAUUUGUCGGAUUUGUACAAUUAAUGUUGUCUGAAAGGGUCAUUCUGUAUGUAUGAAACGUGAAAAUAUUUAUAUAGCUUUUCUCCAAAGUGGCUGCACCGA